This is a messenger RNA of Urocitellus parryii (Arctic ground squirrel), 2949 nucleotides long. The record is from RefSeq and is a predicted model, not a curated record. NCBI's taxonomy places the organism in Eukaryota, Metazoa, Chordata, Mammalia, Rodentia, Sciuridae.
AUGGCAGAGAAGCAGUUCAUGUCCAUGUCUUCGAACUCAAGCCCCAUGCUGUUUCCUGUGAUGAUUAUGUUACUYACAGACCCGGAGAUUGAGAGCAGUUUAUUGAUCAGCUCAGAUGAAGGGGCAACGUAUCAAAAGUACCGGCUGAACUUUUACAUCCAGAGCUUGCUUUUCCACCCAAAGCAAGAAGACUGGAUUCUGGCAUAYAGUCAAGACCAAAAGUUAUACAGCUCUGCCGAGUUUGGGAGAAGAUGGCAGCUUAUCCAAGAAGGGGUGGUACCAAAUCGGUUCUACUGGUCUGUGAUGGGGUCGAACAAGGAACCAGACCUGGUGCAUCUGGAGGCCAGAACUGUGGAUGGUCAUUCACAAUACCUUACUUGCCGAAUGCAGAACUGCACAGAAACCAACAGAAAUAAACCUUUCCCAGGCUACAUUGACCCAGACUCUUUGAUUGUCCAGGAUGAUUAUGUGUUUGUUCAGCUGACGUCAGGAGGAAGACCACAUUACUACGUGUCCUACCGGAGGAAUGCGUUUGCCCAAAUGAAGCUUCCGAAAUACGCUUUGCCCAAGGAUAUGCAUGUCAUUAGCACAGAUGAGAACCAAGUGUUUGCAGCAGUCCAAGAAUGGAACCAGAAUGAUACCUACAACCUCUACAUCUCAGACACCCGAGGUGUCUACUUCACAUUGGCCUUGGAGAAUGUCCAGAGCAGCAGAGGUCCUGAGGGUAACGUCAUGAUUGACCUCUAUGAGGUAGCAGGGAUAAAGGGAAUGUUCUUGGCUAACAAGAAGAUUGACAACCAAGUGAAGACCUUCAUCACAUACAACAAAGGCAGAGACUGGCGUUUGCUGCAGGCACCAGACACAGAUCUCAGAGGGGACCCUGUGCAUUGCUUGUUGCCCUAUUGCUCACUACACCUUCACCUGAAAGUCUCUGAGAAUCCCUACACAUCAGGAAUCAUUGCCAGCAGAGACACAGCUCCAAGCAUCAUAGUUGCUUCAGGUAAUAUAGGUUCUGAACUGUCAGACARCGACAUCAGUAUGUUUGUCUCUUCAGAUGCAGGGAACACUUGGAGGCAGAUCUUUGAAGAAGAGCACAGUGUUUUGUACCUAGAUCAAGGUGGAGUCCUGGUGGCCAUGAAACACACUUCUCUUCCAAUUCGACAUCUUUGGUUGAGUUUUGAUGAAGGGAGAUCUUGGAGCAAAUACAGUUUCACUUCUAUUCCACUUUUUGUGGAUGGGGUUCUGGGUGAACCGGGAGAAGAAACACUAAUCAUGACAGUGUUUGGACACUUCAGCCACCGCUCUGAAUGGCAGCUGGUUAAAGUGGACUAUAAGUCCAUUUUCGACAGACGGUGUGCCGAGGAGGACUACAGGCCUUGGCAGCUACACAGCCAGGGGGAAGCAUGCAUCAUGGGAGCCAAGAGGAUAUACAAGAAGCGAAAAUCCGAGCGGAAGUGUAUGCAAGGAAAAUAYGCAGGAGCUAUGGAAUCUGAACCCUGUGUUUGCACAGAAGCUGAUUUUGACUGUGACUAUGGCUAUGAGCGACACAGCAAUGGGCAGUGCCUGCCAGCAUUUUGGUUCAAUCCAUCCUCUCUCUCAAAGGACUGCAGCAUUGGACAGAGCUACCUCAAUAGUACUGGGUAUAGAAAGGUGGUUUCCAAUAACUGCACUGAUGGAGUGCGAGAACAAUACACAGCCAAACCACAGAAGUGUCCGGGGAAGGCCCCUCGUGGCCUCCGGAUCGUCACUGCAGAUGGAAAGCUGACUGCAGAACAGGGGCACAAUGUCACUCUCAUGGUGCAGCUGGAAGAGGGUGAUGUCCAGCGGACACUCAUCCAAGUGGACUUUGGUGAUGGCAUUGCAGUGUCUUACGUCAAUCUCAGCUCCAUGGAAGAUGGGAUCAAACACGUCUAUCAGAACGUGGGCAUUUUCCGAGUGACGGUGCAGGUGGACAACAGUCUGGGGUCUGACAGCGCCGUCCUGUACUUACAUGUAACUUGUCCCUUGGAGCAUGUGCACCUAUCUCUUCCCUUUGUCACCACAAAGAACAAGGAGGUCAAUGCAACUGCGGUGCUGUGGCCCAGCCAAGUGGGUACCCUCACUUAUGUGUGGUGGUAUGGAAACAACACGGAGCCCUUGAUCACCUUGGAGGGAAGCAUAUCAUUCAAAUUUACUUCAGAAGGAAUGAACACCAUCACAGUGCAGGUCUCCGCCGGAAAUGCCAUCCUGCAGGACACAAAGACCAUCGCAGUGUAYGAGGAAUUCCGUUCUCUUCGCUUGUCCUUUUCUCCAAACCUGGAUGACUACAACCCGGACAUUCCUGAGUGGAGGAGRGACAUCAGCAGAGUCAUCAAAAAGUCCCUGGUGGAAGCCACAGGAAUUCCAAGCCAGCACAUCCUGGURGCAGUACUGCCUGGUUUACCCACCACUGCCGAGCUCUUUGUCUUGCCUUACCAGGAUCCAACAGGAGAAAACAAAAGGUCACUGGAGGACCUGGAGCAGAUAUCAGAAGUACUGAUCCAUAAGCUCAACCAAAACUCAGUGCACUUUGAGUUGAAGCCUGGGGUCCAAGUUCUGGUCCAUGCAGCUCACCUAACAGCAGCCCCACUGGUGGACCUCACUCCAACCCACAGUGGAUCCGCCAUGUUGAUGCUGCUCUCGGUGGUGUUUGUGGGGCUGGCCGUGUUCGUCAUCUACAAGUUUAAAAGGAAGAUCCCGGGGAUUAAUGUUUAUGCCCAGAUGCAGAAUGAAAAAGAACAAGAGAUGAUCAGUCCAGUCAGUCACACUGAAAGCAGGCCCAAUAUCCCUCAGACUGAACUAAGAAGGCCUGGCCAGCUUAGAGAUGAGAAGGUGGAAUCCCAGCUCGUAGGAAGUAUUUCCAUAGUUGCUGAGAAUCAAAGCACAAAAGAAAUCCCUACCUAUGUAAAUGUUUGAAUGGAGGACGCCAGU